AUGGAGCAUAGGAGGAUGCAGCUGAUGAGGUGGUGGCAGACGUCACAGAUCAGGCAUGUGAAGCUGCUGAGAGCAUGGCUGAUUAGGUGGAAGCUGAAGAGGCUACAAAUCAGGGAUCUCCUGCUGGCAUUUCGGAGCUUUUGGCAAAAGCCAAGGUCCCUCUUGAGGGACUUCGGGCGUAUUCUGGAUUUUUCGGAGAACGCUUAG
This is a messenger RNA of Prunus armeniaca (apricot), 207 nucleotides long. The record is from the annotation of a GenBank genome assembly. Lineage: Eukaryota; Viridiplantae; Streptophyta; Magnoliopsida; Rosales; Rosaceae.